Molecule: messenger RNA, 1298 nt
Organism: Misgurnus anguillicaudatus (oriental weatherfish)
Lineage: Eukaryota; Metazoa; Chordata; Actinopteri; Cypriniformes; Cobitidae
Source: RefSeq, a predicted model, not a curated record
UACUUUCAUACGUGGACGUAUUCGACGGCACUCGGUCCCAUCGUUCUCAACUCAACUGCACUGAGGUCGAGAACCAGGCUAUCAGGAAGUGCUGCAGCGCCUGCUAUACAAACCUCCGCAAGACUAAAAAGAUGGAGGGCCUCAAAGACCGCCUGAAUAAUGCGUGGGGGCAGGGGGUCUGGAAAAACCGGAAUGCAUCACGAGUGGUGUCUUCUGCUCAAGUUGCAGUGCAGAAACUUGCUGCCUUGGGCUAUAUGCCCAUUUUAUUUAUGGGCAGAAAAAAAAAGAAUUCGUUGAUCGCCGAUAUAAAUUCUGGAAUACCACUCAAUGAGGAUACACAACCUUUUGUUGAUGCCAUGAAGAAGGCUUAUGAGUAUUUACUUAAAAAGCAAGGACCCCAGAUGCCUCCUUUACAUCCCCAGCCUGACCAGCAUAUCCAAACCCCAACCCAGCCUGACCAACAGAUCCAGCCCCAUCCUGAGUCUGACCAGCAGAUCCAAACCCCAAUCCAGCCUGACCAGCAGAUUCCACACCAUUUUGACCAGCAGAUCCAGCACCAUUCUGCCCUGCAGAUUCAGACCCAUCCUGACCAGCAGAUCCAAACAACAACCCAGCCUGACCAGCAGAUUCAGCACCAUUCCGACCAGCAGAUCCAGACCCAGACUGAAGCUCAACAGAUAGAUGAAGAUGUCAUCCUCAACCUCUAUUUUUUGCCCUCUCCAUCCCAUGUCCAGACUCCCUCUGAAGCUCAACAUCUCCAGGUCCAGCCACAGCCCCAGCAAAUUCAGCCGCUGACUGCAAAACCAAACCCUCCAAAAAAUAAAAAAGGGUGCCGAAAAUGCAGCAGGCAAAAAGUGUGGCAAUACGACACUAUCGUUGACAAAAGAAUGACAGGGGAUAAGGCUGAAGUAAAAGUGCGCUGGUUGCCUUGUUCUCAGUGUGGCAAGGCCUGGGAGGACACAUGGGAGCCAGCCAGCCAGAUCCCUUCCUGAGUUUAGCACAGGACUCCUACAGCAGUGACCUGCAGUUCAAAUGAAUAUUUCACAAACACACACACACACACACACACACACACACACACACACAAAAACAAACAAACACACACACUGCUGAUGUUAUAUGUGUGUUCAUAGUAUGUCUGAUUGCUGUACAUUUCUUUCUUAUUUGUUGUUUGCCUUUACUGUCUUUCAAAUGGCACUAAAUAUGUCUCCAUCUCUUUGUUGGACUUGUGCAGUAAAGUGAAGUUAUUGUAUUUCUGAUUAUGGUUCUAAUAAAACACAGUUUAUUACUUCAAAAAA